This is a messenger RNA of Prorocentrum cordatum, 798 nucleotides long. Lineage: Eukaryota; Dinophyceae; Prorocentrales; Prorocentraceae. The record is from the annotation of a GenBank genome assembly.
GCUGGCACGGGCAGGGCGGAGGAGCGGGACCUUCUCGCGUUCAGGCUGCUCGUGAAGGCCUUCGACAAGUACCGCAGGCGUUUCGCGGUGCUCCGUACGAGCGCCCGCCCGCAGUGGCAGAGCGUAAGGCGCCACCGGGAGUGGGUGAGCUCGUACAUGGGCCUCAUGCCCAAAGACGCUGUUCCAGUGAAGCUUCCGUACUUCGGGUGGAUUACGAAGCUGGACUGUUACACCAAGCCGGGGAAGCCCGAGGUUUUGAGGGGCAGGGAAUGCGUGUCCGUGCAGUUGUGCGUCUGCGCUGCUCCGGUUGCUCCAGGCACGACGGGCAAGAGCACCAGCAUUCCUGCGCAGACGCACGUCGCGCACGUGGCGUGGCAGGCGGAGCAGUGCAACAGCGCCUACAACGCCAGCGAGGCGACGCGGCCCUUUGCCGACCACCCGGCGCAGAAGGCGACCGUGGCGCGGCUGUCCGGCGUGGUAGACGAGGCGCUCUGGAAGCGGCUAGACGUCGCGAUGAAGGCAGCGGAAAAGGGCCCCAAGUCCAAGAACGUCGUCUUCGUGAGCUUCUUCCAGAGCUCGCGCACGGUGAUCGGAUGUCGAGACAACCUGUUCAUUGCUUCAAAGAGACUGAUCGGUGCUUGCGGCGUUCCGCCAUCCUUACGGGGGGGGUCCACCGUGCGCGCGUGCCGCGUGCGCGCGCCUGCGUGUCCUCAGGUGAAAGACCGCAAAGACGACGACGGGACUCGGCUCGCAGACCUGUACCUGCCCUGCCACAAAGACCUCGCGCUGGAGAGCUGA